AAUUUCGGGAGCUCGGUAAUUAUGAAUUAAUGACGGCUGCCAGUAGCUGGUAGUUGCGAUAAUGGCUGAGUACCGAUCAGGAUCCUAUUGUGUGUCGUCUGGAGUGGGCAGUGAUUCUGAAGUCAUGGCAGAAUUAGCGGCACUCUUGCGACAUGAAAUUCCCGAGGGGAGAAACAACUUGGCUGACAGCCACACAAAUCUGGAGCGAGUAGCAGAGUAUUGCGAAGCGAAUUACUUCCAAGCGGAAAACAAGAGGAUUGCAUUGGAAGAAACAAAGAAUUAUACCACGCAGUCUUUAGCCAGCGUUGCAUACCAGAUAAACACUCUGGCAUAUAAUUUUCUUCAAUUAUUGGAUUUACAGACAUCUCAGCUUGCCGAGAUGGAGAGUCAGAUGAAUCAUAUCGCGCAGACAGUCAUGAUCCAUAAGGAAAAAGUAGCCAGAAGGGAGAUAGGCGUCUUAACAGCCAACAAAAUGACAACUCGCCAGUACAAAAUCAUUGCUCCUGCCAAUCCUGAGAAGCCAAUUAAGUAUGUAAGGAAAAGCAUUGAUUAUACGAUCUUGGAUGACAUUGGACAUGGUGUACGCAGUUGUGGUACACCGCGAAGCAAGCAGAGGGGAGGUAGUCAGGGCAGCGUUCAGAGUUUAGGUGCUACUUCUACAGGUUCAGGCUUAGGUGCUGCCAUGGUAGGACCUGCCCCUACUACCAAACCGCCAACACCACCUCAAACAGUGAGAACUGGAACAUUAAGUAAAGGAUCGCGUGAGUAUAGGACUCCACCAGCAGUACGCCCCAACCACAAGUUCCUAGAAAAACAUACAAACAUGGUUAAAUAUAUUUUAGAUAGCUAA
Pogonomyrmex barbatus (red harvester ant) is the source of this 850-nucleotide messenger RNA. It is a transcript of the gene Abi, whose product is annotated as tyrosine kinase Abl. The record is from RefSeq and is a predicted model, not a curated record. Gene Ontology annotation, cellular component: lamellipodium; actin-based cell projection; SCAR complex. Lineage: Eukaryota; Metazoa; Arthropoda; Insecta; Hymenoptera; Formicidae. Gene Ontology annotation, molecular function: signaling adaptor activity; SH3 domain binding. Gene Ontology annotation, biological process: neuron migration.